CGCGCGCCUCGGCUCCUUUUCCUGCACCGCGUCCCGCUCCCGUGGCUGCCCCAGCACCGCCUUCGCCACCGGCCGGAGCCCGGCGCCUGCUUGCUCACAGCCGCGGCGGGUUGGGACGGCGCCCUAGGGUUUGGGGGUCUCUCCCCCGGCCCCGGGACUUAAGGGUCAGGUGCUCCUCGGACACUCUGGACCGACCCUCUCCCGGACCCCGAUGAACUCAUUCCUCUGUGGCCGCCGGAUCGCGCGCGCACGUGCGCGCGCGCGCGCGCGUGUGUGUGUUGGUGGGGGACCCCUCGGGGUCGGACUUCCCCGGCACCCAGGAGCUGGAAGCACCCCCUUCCCGGUUGCGCGGGGGCGGCCUGGGAGGUGGAGGCCCUGACUGAGAGAGUCGCCCCCGCACCGGGGCGGUCUGUGGCUGUUUAUGCUGAAAUGGGCGGCAGUGGCGGCGGCAGGGAGUCCUGAGGCCCGAACGUACGAGCGCCCCCUGCUCCCAGGCCAGGAGCGACACCCCUGCCUUCAGACUUUAGGUCCUUUUUGGAGGCGGUUCCUUGCUUCUUUCCCUUCUUGUCAGCAUCCCUGCCCCUGGUGCGGGAGAAAGCUGCUUUGCGGUAUUGAGCUGGGUUUGUCUAGUGGGGUGCCCGAAGCCACGUGUCUGUAGGAGCGGCGGUUAGUGUGUCUGCCCCUCUGUCAGUCUGGCAAAAAGGCCCCCGUGAUGGGGGAGGUAUGUAUGUAUGUGUGUGUGUGUGUGUGUGUGUGUGCGCGCGUGUGCGCAUAGUUCCUCCCUGCUCCAUUUUGGGGUGAGAGUAGGGGCUCAGGGUAGGCAGGGUGGCCAGCGCUCUGAGAGUUCCCCAUAAGGGGCACCUAAUUCCCACAGCCUGCUACUCAGCCUCACAUCCUUGGGGCCAGCACAUAGUGGAAGUAAAGAAUGUUCUAGUUCCCAUUUCCCACUCCCCCAGGAUGUGCCCUGGGUCGGUCCCACUCUCCCCUUGGAUGCACGCGAGAUGCUGGGCCUCAGGCUCUGGGUAUGCAUGCUCAGCUCCUCAGAGGCCUCAGGGCCUAGGUGGUGGGAGAACUUCCACGAAGAAGUGAGGACCUGUGGGGAGCCUGUCCUGAGGACCUUUCUUGAAGUGGCAGAGAGAAUUCCCACUGAGGAGUCUGGAGUCUCCUGGAUGUGGUCACCCACCAGGCAGGGGGCCAUCACCUUUCCUGGGCAGUGGUGGAGGGUGGGGUCAGAGCCCUUGCACCCCCUUCCUGGCCACCACUUCCAGGAGGGCCUUAGACAGAAUCCUGCCUUUGGGAUGGGGUGGGGGCCUUUGGGGCUGAUGCCCCUGAGCCCCUAACUAGCCCUGGAUGAGUAUGUCUGCCCACUUGUGAAUUAGGUGACCACGUCUUCACCUCUCCCCAACUUUUGUCCUUUUAGCCAUCAACUGUCCCUCACCUGUCAACACCUUCACACCUCUCAGAGAAAAACAAAACAGCAAAGUUACUCCCUCUGAGGUCUUGGUUACUUCAAGGGCUACCCUUCCCAGAGACUUUUGCAUUUAAGAGAGACCCAAAGAGGAAGAUGGCAAUGCCUAACCCAAAGGAAUGCGCUGCUGAUGGUGGAUUUUCAGGAGAGAGAGAUACGGGAUGGUGGGGAUGUACAGAACAGAGAUACACGGAACAGGUCCUGAGCAGGCAGAGCGGGAGGAGGGGGAGGCAGGAGCAUGUCAGGAGUUGAGCUGCUUUCUCCGCCUCAGUGGCCCAGCAUAGGCCGCUCCUCCCUCCCUCCUCCCCCCUUUCCAACCUGCGUCUGGGCGGCUUCAUCUGUUGGAGGCGUGACGUUUCCAGGAGGGAGCGCCUUGCACAGCGGCAGGCAGGCAGCCCGAGGUUGGUAGGAGGAGAGAAUUGGAGCUGUUUUCUCCUUGAUGCCAAGAUACGCCAAGCUAGGAGCACGCUCCUCCUUUCACAGUCAUCCAUCAAGAACAGGCCUGCAGGACGUGAGGACCAAGACUAGAGCUUUGCUGCACCAAGGCCAUUCCCCGUCAUCUGCAGGCAUGGCCUGUGCCGGCAACUGAGCGCUGCCCAAGUGGCGAGGAGCACCAGCAUGGCUCACCCCAUCGGCUGCCCUCAGCCACCCUGCUACUGAAGCUGCCCUGGAGAGACUUGUGGGGGCCGCUCUGCCCAUGCUCACCCAGGCUGUGGGGCCAGGGGCCUGCCAAGGCUAAGAGUGGGGCCUGCCAUUCAUGGAUCUCUAGGGAUUUCCGAGAUGCCUGGGAAGAGAGGCUGGGGCUGGUGGAGGGCCCGGCUGCCCUUUUGCCUGCUCCUCAGCCUUUAUGGCCCUUGGGUGCCUUCCUCCCUGGGGAAGCCCAAGGGCCACCCCCACAUGAAUUCCAUCCGCAUAGAUGGGGACAUCACACUGGGAGGCCUGUUCCCGGUGCACGGCCGGGGCUCAGAGGGCAAGGCCUGUGGAGAACUGAAGAAAGAAAAGGGCAUCCACCGGUUGGAGGCCAUGCUGUUUGCUCUGGACCGCAUCAACAAUGACCCGGACCUGCUGCCCAACAUCACGCUGGGCGCCCGCAUUCUGGACACCUGCUCGAGGGAUACCCACGCCCUCGAGCAGUCGCUGACCUUUGUGCAGGCGCUCAUCGAGAAGGAUGGCACGGAGGUCCGCUGUGGCAGUGGCGGCCCGCCCAUCAUUACCAAGCCUGAACGUGUGGUGGGUGUCAUCGGUGCUUCAGGGAGCUCAGUCUCCAUCAUGGUGGCCAACAUCCUUCGUCUCUUCAAGAUCCCUCAGAUCAGCUACGCCUCCACAGCCCCUGACCUGAGCGACAACAGCCGCUACGAUUUCUUUUCCCGCGUGGUGCCCUCAGACACGUACCAGGCCCAAGCCAUGGUGGACAUCGUCCGUGCCCUCAAGUGGAACUACGUGUCCACGCUGGCCUCGGAGGGCAGCUACGGCGAGAGCGGCGUGGAGGCCUUCAUCCAGAAGUCCCGAGAGAACGGGGGCGUGUGUAUUGCCCAGUCAGUGAAGAUACCGCGGGAGCCCAAGCCAGGGGAGUUUGACAAGAUCAUCCGGCGCCUCCUGGAGACCUCCAACGCCAGGGCCAUCAUCAUCUUUGCCAAUGAGGAUGACAUCAGGCGUGUGCUGGAGGCUGCACGGAAGGCCAACCAGACAGGCCACUUCUUCUGGAUGGGCUCGGACAGCUGGGGCUCCAAGAUUGCACCUGUGCUGCACCUGGAGGAGGUGGCUGAGGGCGCUGUCACUAUCCUCCCCAAGAGGAUGUCUGUGCGAGGCUUCGACCGCUACUUCUCCAGCCGCACGCUGGACAACAACCGGCGCAACAUCUGGUUUGCGGAAUUCUGGGAGGACAACUUCCAUUGCAAGCUGAGCCGCCACGCGCUCAAGAAGGGCAGCCACCUGAAGAAGUGCACCAACCGCGAGCGCAUUGGGCAGGACUCAGCUUACGAGCAGGAGGGAAAGGUGCAGUUUGUGAUCGACGCUGUGUACGCCAUGGGCCACGCCCUGCACGCUAUGCACCGAGACCUGUGUCCAGGCCGCGUGGGGCUCUGCCCGCGCAUGGACCCCGUGGACGGCACCCAGCUGCUCAAGUACAUCCGCAGCGUCAACUUCUCAGGCAUUGCAGGAAACCCCGUGACCUUCAAUGAGAAUGGAGACGCGCCCGGGCGCUAUGACAUCUACCAGUACCAGCUGCGCAAUGGCUCUGCUGAAUACAAGGUCAUCGGCUCUUGGACUGACCACCUGCACCUCAGAAUAGAGCGGAUGCACUGGCCGGGGAGUGGGCAGCAGCUGCCCCGCUCCAUCUGCAGCCUGCCCUGUCAGCCAGGUGAGCGGAAGAAGACCGUGAAGGGCAUGCCCUGCUGCUGGCACUGUGAGCCCUGCACAGGGUACCAGUACCAGGUGGACCGCUACACCUGUAAGACAUGUCCCUAUGACAUGCGGCCCACCGAGAACCGCACCGGCUGCCGGCCCAUCCCCAUCAUCAAGCUUGAGUGGGACUCGCCCUGGGCCGUGCUGCCCCUCUUCCUGGCCGUGGUGGGCAUCGCGGCCACGCUCUUCGUGGUGGUCACCUUCGUGCGCUACAAUGACACGCCCAUUGUCAAGGCGUCGGGCCGUGAGCUGAGCUAUGUGCUGCUGGCGGGCAUCUUCCUGUGCUACACCACCACCUUCCUCAUGAUUGCGGAGCCUGACCUGGGGACCUGCUCUCUGCGCCGAAUCUUCCUGGGGCUUGGCAUGAGCAUCAGCUAUGCGGCCCUGCUCACCAAGACCAACCGCAUCUACCGCAUCUUUGAGCAGGGCAAGCGGUCGGUCAGCGCCCCGCGCUUCAUCAGCCCCGCCUCGCAGCUGGCCAUCACCUUCAGCCUCAUCUCGCUGCAGCUGCUGGGCAUCUGCGUGUGGUUUGUGGUGGACCCCUCCCACUCUGUGGUGGACUUCCAGGACCAGCGGACGCUCGACCCCCGCUUCGCCAGGGGCGUGCUCAAGUGCGACAUCUCGGACCUGUCGCUCAUCUGCCUGCUGGGCUACAGCAUGCUCCUCAUGGUCACGUGCACGGUGUACGCCAUCAAGACGCGCGGGGUGCCAGAGACCUUCAACGAGGCCAAGCCCAUCGGCUUCACCAUGUACACCACCUGCAUUGUCUGGCUUGCCUUCAUCCCCAUCUUCUUUGGUACCUCUCAGUCAGCGGACAAGCUGUACAUCCAGACGACGACGCUGACAGUCUCAGUGAGUCUGAGCGCUUCAGUGUCCCUGGGGAUGCUCUACAUGCCCAAGGUCUACGUCAUCCUCUUCCACCCGGAGCAGAACGUGCCCAAGCGCAAGCGCAGCCUCAAAGCCGUCGUCACCGCCGCCACCAUGUCCAACAAGUUCACGCAAAAGGGCAACUUCCGGCCCAAUGGCGAGGCCAAGUCUGAGCUCUGCGAGAACCUCGAGACCCCAGUGCUGGCCACCAAACAGACCUACGUCACCUACAGCAACCAUGCACUCUAGGCUGCUGGAGCGAACGGAGGAGGAGGAACAGACACCCUUGUGGAUGAUGCCAGGGCCACUCCCAGGGGCCCAGCUGAUGUCCUGCCUACCCAUGGGUGCCCACGGAUGUGGCUUGGUGCUGAGGACAGCAGAACCCCAGCGGUCACUGCUGGGUAGCCUGGGCAAGCCGGGAGGCGACAGGAGGAGGAGGAGGGGCUGGGGCAGCUUCAGCCACCCCAAGAGCCUGCGUCUUGGACCAGAGCCCUUCCUGGCCCCAAAUCACAGGGGCUUAGGUAGCAUGGGCCCCAACGCUGGUUUUUCCUCUCUCCCUAUGUCUCUGCCUGUCCCAUUGGUGACCUCUGUCUGUCUCCAUCCCUGUCUUUAUUUUCUCUUAUCUCUUGGUAUCACCUUCUUUUCUCUCUGUCUCUGUCUGCGCGCUCUGCUUUUUCUGUAUCUUUUUUCUUUCUGCCUCUGCCUCCUCUCGCUCAUGAACUCUGUCUCCAGGUCUCUCCUGUUUUUCUCCUGUGCUCUGCCUGUGGUUUUCCUCUUGUAUGUUUUUCUUUCCUGUCCUCAGUCCCCUCCCCACCUUCAUUUAUGUCCAGCCUCUGCUAUCCUCUCCCUACCACCCUCCCCCAAUUCACCAAAUCUUACAUGUCACAAAAGAG
Hipposideros armiger (great roundleaf bat) is the source of this 5631-nucleotide messenger RNA. It is a transcript of the gene GRM4, whose product is annotated as glutamate metabotropic receptor 4. The record is from RefSeq and is a predicted model, not a curated record. Gene Ontology annotation, cellular component: membrane. NCBI's taxonomy places the organism in Eukaryota, Metazoa, Chordata, Mammalia, Chiroptera, Hipposideridae. The coding region runs from base 2249 to 4987 and encodes 912 amino acids. Gene Ontology annotation, molecular function: G protein-coupled receptor activity. The transcript has 11 exons. Gene Ontology annotation, biological process: G protein-coupled receptor signaling pathway.